Molecule: messenger RNA, 5376 nt
Organism: Octopus sinensis (East Asian common octopus)
Lineage: Eukaryota; Metazoa; Mollusca; Cephalopoda; Octopoda; Octopodidae
Product: cyclin-dependent kinase 12-like
Exons: 10
Coding region: 466-5172 (1568 amino acids)
Biological process (GO): positive regulation of transcription elongation by RNA polymerase II; transcription elongation by RNA polymerase II; protein phosphorylation
Cellular component (GO): nucleus; cyclin/CDK positive transcription elongation factor complex
Molecular function (GO): cyclin binding; RNA polymerase II CTD heptapeptide repeat kinase activity; cyclin-dependent protein serine/threonine kinase activity
Source: RefSeq, a predicted model, not a curated record
ACUAAUGUAUAUAGUGUUAACUAUAGAAAACAUAAUCGGAUAAAAUUCUAAUAGAUAUGCUUUUAUUUUAGUCAUCAGCUUAUGUUUUUGUUAGAAUAUGGAUUACUAAAUCUGAUGACAAAGAUAUUUUUAGUAAAUACGGUGUGGUUAUCUCAAUACCGGUGAAAAUUUAAUGAGAUCAUUCCCCCCCGUUGUUGUGCUUUCUCUUCCUUAUGAAAUUAUAACAGUUCCCUCAAUUAUUAUAUUUAAAUAGUAUAAAACAGCUUCCUUUAUUAUAUUUUUUAACCAUUAUCCUUAUUUCAUUUGCUUACAUUCAGGAAUAACUUUCAUUCUUAAACAAACAGACGGUUUAAUUGAGGUAUUUUUUUAAACAGGGCUAUCGAGCCAUCUUGCGACAGCGUCAUGUGCAACAAGUUCGGCUUAAACCAACAAUAGAAACAGCCACAGUGUGGUUUGUAGUGGACGAUGCCUGGCACACGAAGCCACAGAGGCCUCGUGUUUGAUGAGUUUGAUGCACGGGCCUACGCCCAUUUGGUGCCAUCAAGUUUAAAGAAGCACAAGAAACAAAAACACAAAUCGAAAAAAAAGCGGAUACGUGAAAGAGAAAAAUCUAGUUCGUCGACUAAACCAUUAGUAGACUAUGAUGAAUUGUCUUCGGAUUCCAACCUAGAGUCGCCCAUUGAUUGUGGGCCGGCUUCUGGUCACCCGAGCAGCAGGGUUGCGUCAAACCGGGAACGAGACAAGCGGGGACAAUCUCCGGCGACAGCUAUCAAGAUGUACUUGACUGAGAGAAGUCACAGCAACUCGCCUGCAAUGCUGGAUAGUAGAAGGAGCCGAAGUAGAAGUCCAACCCCUUAUCAUCCACAAAACCGCAAGAAGAGCAAAAAGAGCCGUCGCUACUCGCCGACAGAAUCACAUCCACAGCUCCACCAAGCACCUCCACCGCUACCCCAGUCACGGUCAACUGAUCGUGACCGCCUGGACCGACACGACAGAACUUCCUAUGUGGAAACAAUUUCUUCGCCGAGGAGGUACUGCGAAAUUCCGAAGGCCUAUGCUGAAGUGUCCCGGCAAGCAUACAUUGAAACGCCUAGGGCUUAUGCGGAAAUCCAGUCUCCAGUAAGGCCCGAAGCAGGCUACACUCGAAGUCCCCAAUAUCAUUAUCGCAGUGAAACUCGCGAUCAUACUAUCGGGGCCCAGUCUUCUAGCCGACGACGGAGCCGUAACAGAAAAGGAAACCACAGUCGAACUUUCUCUCCGGAACCUCCUCCGAGGGCUUACGAUGAAAAUCGUGGUUAUACGGAUGCCCCUAGGGCUUACACAGACACUCCAAGGGCUUACCCGGAUCCGCCGAGGGCUUACAACGACAGAACACAGUCUUUCGGUUAUCGGAACCAAAGGGGUAAUAGCCCCAUCUCUCCUGCUCGGAAACGGUACAGAUCUCGAACACCUAGUCCACCACAUCGAGCCAGGAGGGAAGAUACACCUCCAAGGCCACGAUAUCGGUUAAGGAAGUCCAAAAGUCGCAGUCCAAGUCCAUAUGCCCAGAAAUGGGCACACCGUAGCCGAUCGCGAUCUCGCAGUCGUGGUCGUCACUACACAUGGAGACGAACUAGGUCUCGCAGUCAUUCCAGGGGCCGGUCUUUAGCUGGCACCAAAAUUAGUUAUUCUAACGUGAAAUAUUGUAACAGUUUAGGGGCUGAAUUAAAUAAAGUAAAGGCUCGUGAGGCGAGUAAGUCUAGUCAGUAUGUGCCUAGAAACAGAAAAAUGACAAAAGACUCACCACAAGUGAUAAUAGAAAUAGUGGAAAGGACUCCAUCACAUUCACCUUCAUCUGAUUCACAUCGGAGCCCUUCAGUGAAAGCGGAAUCAGAAGCUCCCACUCCUAAAUCUGAUCAUUCGAAAGAUAAAUGUGAAGAGGAAAAAACUCCUAUUAAACUAGAGACUCCAAAGAACAAAUCCGAGAUUUUCUGUGAAGAAUCUGAAACGGAACAGAAAGAUGAGUUAACCCCUAUUCCUGCUGAGCCUUUGUCUCCUGAGGUGAAACCUGAGCCAAAAAUACCAACCCCAGAGCCAGAUAGAAAACAGGUAAUGAAAAGACUACCUCUCCCGCAAGUGUUACCUGUAGAAGAAAUUGAGAGCGAAUCUGACUCUCCAGAACAAACACCACCAAGUGAACAACAGGUCGUGUUGUCCCCUGUGAGACACCGACGCAUCACGGACUUACCAAUGCCACCAGUUGUUGACGACCCUGAUCAGGAGGUUGAUAUUGAUAUAGACAGUCAAGGUGAUAUCAAGCCGUCAUCCCUAGGUUUGGAAAUGAUGGAGAUGAAGAGCAGAAUUGAUUCUAAUGUGUCAGCUGCUCCAAAGUUGAAGAGACCAAAAAUCUGUCAUAAGCGUCGUUAUAAUGAAAGAAACAAAGGUGACUGGGGGGAGCGCUGUGUUGAAGUAUUCCGAAAGAUCUGUCAAAUUGGUGAAGGAACCUAUGGACAGGUUUACAAAGCUGAAGACACAUUUUCUGGUGAACUUGUUGCAUUGAAAAAAGUUCGUUUAGAAAAUGAGAAAGAAGGUUUCCCCAUCACAGCAGUGCGGGAGAUCAAAAUUUUGCGACAGCUAAACCACCCCAACAUUGUCAACUUGAAGGAAAUUGUCACAGAUAAACAGGAUGCUCUGGAUUUUAGGAAAGACAAAGGUGCCUUCUAUCUAGUUUUUGAAUACAUGGACCAUGACCUGAUGGGUCUGUUAGAGUCCGGUUUAGUACACUUCAACCAGGAUCAUAUCGCUUCCUUCAUCAAGCAGCUUCUUGACGGAUUAAACUAUUGCCACAAGAAAGACUUCCUUCAUCGUGACAUCAAAUGUUCGAACAUCCUGCUUAACAAUAGGGGCCAGAUCAAGCUUGCUGAUUUUGGCUUAGCUCGCUAUUACGAGCCUGAAGACAGAGAUAGAUUAUACACCAACAAGGUCAUUACACUGUGGUACCGUCCACCUGAACUGUUGCUGGGAGAAGAGCGUUAUGGGCCAGCCAUCGACGUCUGGAGUUGUGGCUGCAUUCUUGGGGAAUUGUUCACUAAGAAACCCAUCUUUCAAGCCAGCCAGGAAAUAACUCAGCUUGAACUGAUCAGUCGUACAUGUGGAUGUGCUUGUCCAGCUGUGUGGCCAGAUGUCAUAAAGCUGCCACUCUUCCAUUCCAUGAAACCAAAGAAACAGUAUCGUCGACGAUUACGAGAAGAAUUUUCCUUUAUUCCCAAGCCAGCUCUAGACCUGCUUGAUCGUAUGUUAGAACUUGAUCCAAGUCGGCGAUGCAGUGCUGAACAAGCUUUAAAUUGUGCUUGGCUCAGAGAUGUUGAUCCUGCUAAAAUCACACCACCUGAAUUUCCUAGGGACCAAGAUUGCCAUGAAAUGUGGAUUAAGAACCGAAAACGAAGUCUGCGAGAAGCUAUGAAAAGAGAACAAGAAGUGAGUCACCAAAUAAACAUGCAACCCAAAGGUAAUCCACCACUGAUUGGGGCUUGUAAAGGUAGAUUGCCUAUCAGCAGCAGCAGCAGUGGUGGUAGUAGUAAUAGUGAGAAUCCAAAGCCUUUCUCUUAUCUGUCAAGGGACAAUCCCAGCCAUGCUAUGAUAUCAGAAAGGCUCAAGAGUGAAGAUCCAGCUGGUCUGGGCUUUAGUUCUGAACCUCUUAUAAAAGACAAUAGAGUUCUUACAAACAGUGGUAAAGAAGCACUGAGUUCAAAUGUUGAAAUUGCUGACAGCAAGGACGAUUCCAUCGUGUCAUCUUCUACUGACUUUGAAGCGAAGUGUAAAACAAUAUCAUCGCCCAAUCCACAGCAGUUGCAGUCUAUUGUUCAGAUGCUGAAGUCUAGUCAGGGGGGACUAAGUAUUGAGGAUCUGGCGAAAAAACUGAAUGUACGCUGUGACAAAACUACCAUAAAGUUGCUAGAGAGCCUCAACAAACAAUUGCAGAGUGAAGGCAGUUUGUCAAAAUCAGAACAUUCUGGCCUCCCUGUCACACCUCAAACGCCAAAGACUCCACAUAGUCCUCCUCCUGGCUUUCACAGCUUUGAUAGGCAGGCAGGUAAUACAUUCCGGGCAGUUAAUUGCUCUCAGAGGUUAGGCGAGAAUUCUAAACUGUUAGAGUGCAAAGAUGAGCCUGGUUAUGGUAAUUCAAACAGCAAUAAUAGCGGCAACUCGGCCUCUAUGUGUGGGGUAUGUGACAUGGCUGACAAUAGUAACACUGGUAGUCAGAUGGGCCUGCUGCCACCACCAAACAUAGGGUUACCGCCUUCUGUGUUAAAAUAUGACAACCCACCCUUAUCAGCAGAUGGUCAUUCACGGAGCAGUAGUAACAAUAUGGACAACAUUUACCAUAGUUGUGUGGGUCCUGACUAUGGCCACAAUGCCACUAGUAGCAGCAGUAUUUCUUCUAGUCUGUCGCCCACCUCACAAGACACCAGCACUGUUUCUUCCUUAAAUGUCAGUUCUGCAGGCAGUAAUAUUGUUACUUCUCAGGCCAUUCUUGAUAGUCUAGCCACAGAUGUGCUGGUGCCUGCCAAAGUGAAUUUUGGAUCAACACAGACAGUCACUUCAAAAGUUGAAUUUGACAAACCUUCUAAGAACUUCCCGUCACCACUCAGUAAAAACCAACCUAUUUACCCUUUGGAUGAUAUGCGCUACCCUCCACCACAUCCACAUGUGACUCUUCACCAUCCGCCUCCUCCCAGUAGUGUAGCUCCUGUUAGUGUUAGUGGCAGUAGCCAAGGCAUGCCUCCUGCAGCAGCUGCAGCUGCCGCCGCUGCUGCUGCCACUGCUGGUGGGAACGAUGGCGCUGUGUCUCUCCGAGCGAAAGUGCAAAGUUACUUUGAUACGUAUGGGCAGGAUGACAGCAUGCCACGUCCAAGCCCAUCACCAUUUGGACUGGUGGCCACACCUCGAGGUGGCAUGAGGCGGAGACCCUACCACGGGGCGACAUCCCUUGGCCCACACAACCUUCCUCUUCCCCCUCCACGUAACCCCAGCCACAGGCCGGCCAUGCCACCAGUAUUGAACAACACACCGCCACCCAACUUGCCACCACAUUCUAUUCCAAGUACUAUGAGUUCCAGUGGUGGUGGUGGUGGUGGUGCUAGUGGUAGUGGCGGUGGUGGGCUUUAUCAAGGUGGGCAUGUUGGGUGGUAGCAGAAUUGAUAAAAACAUUUGAAUACACACACAUAUUCUCUCACCUGAGCACAUUUACACACAGAUUUUCACCUAUACACAAAACAAAUCAUUCAUACACACACAUACACACAUUGUUUUCUUUUCUUUUAUGAAUAGUGCUCUAUAAUUCAGAAAAAGCUCUGCCAAAUGAAUUUUUUUUAUUUUUAUUUCACUUCUGUCUGU